GUCGUGACGUCAUCGUCGAGAAGUUUAAAUUUCAGUUAAGCAGUGUCGUCGUGAAUCGUGAUGUUCGGUGUGGUUCCCCAGUUGUUUUGAAGGUUGAUUUGACCUUUUGAGUUCAACAUGUCAGAUAACAUCCUCGUUGCCGUGCGGCUGCGGCCACUGAUACAGAGAGAAGUUACAGAUAAUUCGGCCAUCCACUGGCAGUUAGGUGAAGGGAACACCUUAUUAAUUCAGAUUGAUCCUCAUACACGGAAAGCAUUAUGCCCUCCUUAUAAAUUUGAUCGUGUUUUUGGCAUGGACUAUGAAAAUGCAGACAUAUUUUUUGAAGUUGCGCAGGGCAUCGUUGAAUCUGCUCUUGCAGGAUUCAAUGGUACAAUAUUUGCCUACGGUCAGACAUCAUCAGGGAAGACGUACACAAUGAUGGGCGAGAAGAGUAGUCCUGGAAUAAUUCCACUGGCCAUACAGAAUAUUUUUAAUAGCAUUGAGAACAACCCUGAUCGCGAAUACCUUAUAAGAGUGUCUUUCAUGGAAAUAUACAAUGAAGCCAUAACCGAUUUGCUUGCUGCUCGGGACCCAAGAGGUAAAGGCCUAACGGUUCGAGAAGAUCCAUCAGGCACCGUUUAUGUAGUUGACCUGAAAGAGGAGUGUGUCAGUUCUGAAGAAAUGCUACUGUCACUGAUGAGAGCUGGGAGCAAGAAUCGUCAUGUGGGUGCGACAAAUAUGAAUGACAAAAGCUCCCGAUCCCACACCAUUUUCCGCCUGAUUAUAGAGUCUCGGGAGAGGGGUGAAAGCAACAAUGCAGACGAAGCCAUUACAGUAUCGCACUUGAACUUAGUGGAUCUUGCCGGUUCAGAAAAUGCUUCACAAACAGGAGCGACUGGAGAAAGAUUAAAGGAAGGAGGUUUCAUAAACAAAUCCCUCUUUAUGUUGGGACGUGUCAUUUCUCAACUCAGUGAAGGAGACGCAUUUGUGAAUUUCCGUGACUCCAAGCUCACCCGUAUUCUCCAGUCGUCACUGGGUGGAAAUGCAAAGACUGCUAUUGUAUGUAAUGUCACCCCAGUUGGCAUUGAUCAGACUCAUUCCACAUUAAGGUUUGCAUCUCGAGCAAAAUCCAUCAAAAACACAGUCAUUAAUGAGGUCUUAUCAGAAGCGGCGCUGCUCAAACGUUACGCCAAAGAGAUCAAGAAUUUGCAGAUGUCUCUUGACAGGGAGCGCAAUACCGACAGAGCUCAAGAAGUUGAACAGGUUCGGGAGAUGCUUGAUGAGAAGGAUCGUAUAAACAAGGAACUAGUUAAAAAGAUCAACGACCUGAAAACAAAGUUAAUAGUGUCAAGCCAUCCCAGAGAAGCAAAAGAUGACAAGAAGAAGAAGUUGAGACGAGAAACAUGGGCGGCACCUCGAGCUUUGCGAGCGAUGAGGCAAAGCAUGGCUCCCGUCAGCAUUGAACCAGUCAGAUUCGACAGCAAUUUCCUGGAACCUAGACUUCCUUCGUUGGGACUACGGAAGAUCUCAGAAGAAUCCUCGGGGCGUUCGGAUGGCAACGAUUCAGAUCUGUCAACCAUUUCAGAUGGUUUUGGAACGAGAGAAGUCAGCUUUAUCAACGAUUUGGCUGAGCAGUCCAAACUUGAAAAGUUAGAAAGCAGUUUUGACGGUUUAGAUGGUUCCUUUCUCAAACCAUGGAGAAGAGUGCAUUUCAAGCUCAAUAAUUAUGAGGAUGCUGAAUGCCAAACGGAAGAAAGCCUGCUUCCUUCCUUAAAAUUACCUCUGCGUCCUCAAACUCCAACUACACCAGGCACACCUGCUUCUGUCCUUCGGCUGAGGAACAGGGAACUGAUGGAAGCCUUGAGCAAAAAGGAGGAUUGGUUGAAUGAAUGGGGAAAAGAGAUGAAAACCCAGUCAGAAUUUCAUAGAGAUGAACUGGCCUUAAGGGAGGAAAGCUUCCAGCUCAAGUUGGUCGAAGGUCCUGUGGACUAUGAGAAGCUAGAAGAGAAAGAGAGAGAAAUUGCAUACCUCCAGCAUUCGCUUUCUGAUUCAGAAGCUCUGUUGCUGGAUGCCAAUCGAAGCUUGUCUAAAAUGAACCAAGAAGUUGCCCAGCUCCAAGAGCAAGUACAGACCCUCUUGCCUAAAAGUUUAAGACUGAUUGAGGUUGAAAAGGAGGUCAGUGUUCUGCAGAGUAAAUAUGAAGAAAUUUCAAGGACCUUGAAGAGUAAAGAAGAAAGAUUAAGCCAGCUUGAAAACGAAAGAAAUGACUUUGACAUGAUGAUGGAAUUGGCACUGGAGAAGCAGAGGGUCAAAGAAAGAGACCUAAGGAGAAGUUUAGACGAUGCUUGGAGAGAGAUAGCAGAACAUGAAAAAGGUAAUGUUGAGGAAGUAAAGAAUAGGCAUCACCGAAUGAGCACGUUGGAGGCUGAACUUACUGAGCUUCGAAAAUUCAAGGUAGAUUUUGAUCAGGAUGAGCUUGAGAAACAGUUAAAAGUUGCGCUGGAGAAGCAGCAAGAAUACGAAAAACAAUUAAAUGAGCAGUCGGCUCGGUUAUCACAGGUCUCCAGUCUUGAAGAGAAGGUGGAGAAAAUGGAAGCCCAAGUAUCUGAGAUUGAAAUUCUGAAAACUGAACUUUACAAAGCUGAGGAUCUUGUGAAGAUGUUUGAAAAGGAAAAUGUAACAUUGAAGAGUGAUAUUGAACUCUUACAGUCAGCGCUGAAACAAAAGGAAGGCUCUGAAGAAACAAAGCGUAUUCAAGAACUGGAAUUAGAGGUUGAGAUGCUGAGAGAAAAAUUAGAGGGCGUAGAAAAUGCUGAUUCCACAUUUGGAAGUAAUCCUCUAAGCCAACCAGACACCAAUGUCACGUCGAGGAUUUCACGCAAGCUCUCCGAGACUCUGCAGGUACUCGAGGAAUCUAUGCUGAUGCCUACUACACCAGGGAAAAACUCAACCAGUUUUUGUGAGACAUUUAUUCAGUCUUACGAUGUGGAAGCAAUCAAACAGCAAUUGUUGGACUUACAAGCUGCCCUGGUAGCCCAAGAACUACAAUAUCAGAGUCCAAAAGAUCCUCAAGAUUACUGUAAAGAUGCACUUCUUCAUCAGAUGAUAUGUAAUGAGAUGGUAGCAGAGGCAUCAGCAGAAAUGAAUCUGUGGAAACUUACAGAGUCAUUUUAUUUUGACUAUUUGUCCCACUUCACUCCUGCCUUUGACAAAAAACCAGCUGCUGUGGAAGACAAAUUCUCACCUUCUGUGCCUGACAGAUGCACAAGUGUAAUUCCUGACAAUAAGAUUAAACAGAGCACCACUACUACAUUUUCUGUUGGCAAUGCAUACAAGAAAUGUAGCACUCUGGAGAGAAGUCCAUCCCAGGAUUUGCAAGGCGAUGCUCUUAAUGCUUCAAUUUUGCCAUCAGAUGAUGGGACAGCAUCAAGUGCUAGUAUGGAAAUGACUUUAAAUGAUUGCUUUGAAGUGUCCAUGUUAGAUACCAUACCUGUUGGAAAUGAAGAACUUUUAACACUGAAAGAACAGCUAAAGAUACUGAAGGAAGAGAAUGGCCACUUAGUUUCUCAGGUUGAACAGUUGAAGAAGGAACUGGAUUCAGGUUCAGAUAAGAAACACGAAGAAACUGUUGACAGUUUGAAUGAUUCUGUUUUACCGCCUGUCAAGCCUCGCUGUGGAGCACUUUCCCUUGCGGAUGAAUUGCGUGAUGCUGGUAUGAAUGGUACAUUCUGUAAUGACACUUUUGAGACGUCAGUUUUGGAGAUGGAGAUUAAUCCUGCACAAGAAAAUGAAACAUUAAAGCAACGUAUUGAAUUGCUUAGUUCUGAAAACUCUUCUCUUCAGAACAAAGUCUUACAGCUACAAAUCCAGUUGGGCUGUGUAAACGAUUCAGACUCUUCUGGUGAGGCAUCAGCACCACCACCUAUUAGCCAGUAUGAUUUGAAGACCAUGGAGGCAGAACUCGAAAAGCUUCAGUCUGAAAAGAGCAUUGCAGAGCUAGAGGUGAAGAAAUUGCGUGAAGAACUUAGCAGUGCUAGACUAGCAGAAGAGGAAGCACACAGUUUGCGUUGGCAAGUGGAAUCGUUAAAAGAGGAAAAAUCUGAUUUGGAAGAGGAAGUAAGAUUGUACGAAUCUGGAUAUAAUGCAUCCAGUGCAGAUAGUGAUACUGCUGUCACAAAGGAAACAAAUGAACAAGACCUCAGCCACAUACAGAAAGAAAUGGAAGAAAAGAUGAUCUGUGAACAGUUGAGGGAAGAUUUGGAUGCCAAAACUAAGGAGUUGGUUGAGAGCCAAGCUUUGGUCAUUGAUCUUAGAGGCAAGGACAGUGAGUUGGAAUCGAUCAAAGCAGACCUCAGCCACAAAGAAGAACUGUUAAGAAAAGCAGAGAAGAACAUGGAAGAGUUGAAAGAGGAGUUAAAUGAGAAAACUACAGCUUUGGAAGAGGCUAAGUCUCUGCUUGUGGACCUUCAGGAUAAGAACAGCAAAGAGCAGCCCAAAGAGAAGACUCCUUUAGAAGCUAACAAGAGUGAGGUCGAUCUUGCUCAGGAAAGGAUUCGGCUGUUAGAACAAGAACUUGAAACCCAGAAGAAGUCCACAGAAGAAAAAAUUGCAAGCAUUUUAGAUGAGAAAGAAAGUGAAUUAGAGAGUGUAAUAACAAACUUCAUGGAAAAGGAGGAAACAUUCGAGAGAAAAAUAAAAGACUUGGUGGAAGAACAAAAAAAACCUUCAGUCGAAAUGGAAAAGGAAGACUUAAAACAGAAGUGCUCUUCUCUUGAAGUUAUCAUUGAAAAUUUGGAGUCUACACUCGCCAAGAAAGGGGCAGAGCUUUUGGCACUGGAAGAAACAUGUGAGAAAAUUCAGAAAGACCUAUCUGAUGUCACCCAGCAACAUAGUAAUCAGAUGAAAGAGAUGACUGAAAAACUUUAUGCCUUUGAAGAAAGAUGUUGUUCUCAGUUCAAUGAAAUGGAAGCCCUUAGGAAAAGGCUUGAAGAAAAGGAAGAUAUGAUGAAGAUGGCAGAAGAAGAAAAGCAGAAAAUAGAGCAGAACUUGGCUUCUGUCAUGAUUUCACUCGAGGAACAACAGAAAUUGCUGAAGGAGAAAGAACAAACAGAAAAAUUGGAACAGUCCUGUGACCAAUUGGAUAAUGAGAAAUGUAAGGCUAAUGUAAGAGAAGCAGAUGUGACUGAAGAAAAUAAAGUGUUAAUGGAAAAAAUGGAUGAGUUAGAAAAACUGAAAAAUGAUCUGCACACGAAGGCACUGGAAUGCAGUGAGCUCAAGGAUUCUGUUUACAAUCUCAAAACACUGAAAACCAAAAGUGAGGAGAAAUUGGCCCAAGCAAAUGAAGACCACAAGCUUGAAGUAGCAAUGUAUUCAGACGACAUAGAGAAGAAAAACAGAGAGAUAGAGUCGCUGGAGGUAGAUGUUAAGGAAAGAUCAGAGAGGGUAGCAACACUGACUCAAGCAUUAGAAGCAAAGGAGAAUAGAAUCAAACAUUUGGAAAAGGAUAUUGAAGAAUUGAAGCUUAUGAAGGAGAGGGUUGUAAUGGAGAGUGAACAAAUGAUGGAGGUUGCUCAGGUAGAAGCAUCUCAGAAGGUGAAAGAACUUGAAGUGGAAAUUGAAAGGUUGACUAAAUUGUCUGAGGAAGUCAGUGAAGAUAGGAUGAAGAUGGUAGAGGCUAUUAACAGCAGAGAACUUGCUAGUAAAGACCUAUUAACAACUAAUAAUUCUUUGAAAGAGCAGUUAGACAGCUUACUAGAUGAGCACGACAAGUUACGGGAACGUUUUGAGGUCCAGCAUUCUGAAAUGUUGAAAUCGGUCGAAGAAACUCAGCUACUGGAAAAGGAACAGCAUGAACUGAACCAAACAAUUAAAGACUUGUUGGCAGAAAAGGACAAGUUGCAGAAUGACCUGGAUUUGAAACAAAGUGAAAUCAUACAGAAGGUUGAAGACAUGCAAGCACUUGAGGAUGAGCAUGAAAAAGUGAGGUCGGAAGUCCUCAGUCUCAACUCAAAAGUAAAGACUAUGAGCAAUCAGCAUGAAGCUGAUAAUAGUCGUAUAGAGAGUUUGAUUGCUAUCAUAGAGAAGUUUGAGGCGGAUGAAGUUGUGAAGGACAAUCAGCUGGCCCAAGCGGCAGUGUGGGAACGCGAAGCAUUAGCCAAGGAAGAGAGAAUCAAGAGUUUGCAAGUGACAAUGGAAACCCAGACAGUGAAGAUAGGUGAGCUAGAAAAGUCGCUUGAAGAUUUGCAUAAAGAAAACGAUGACCUGAAGAUGAUGAACAGUAAGAUGGAGAAAGAUGCUCUCAACAAGAAAAGAUUGUCUGAGGAAGCAGGAAGCCUCAAGGAAAAGCUGGCUUUGGCUGAAAAAUUAUCGGAUGAAGUUCAGUCCAAACUUGAUCUGGAGAUGAGACAGCAUGAAGAGGAACUCUCAGUCAUUGUAAGUGAAAAGCAACAACUCAUUGAGAAGCUGAAGACUAAGGAAGAGGAAUUAGCUAGAUUUAUUUUGGACAGCAGAAAUGGCCUAGAAGAUAUUCAGAGUUUGAAAGAAGAACUGGAAGGAAAGAAGGAAGAAGUGUCAAAGCUCUCAUUAGAAUUAGUGUCUCUCAAUGAUAAGUUGAGUUCUGUCACGGUAAUCAUUAAAACUUCUGAACAGAAGAUGCUUCAACAGGACCAGGAAAUAAAGUCCUUGAAGGAGGAAAAGAACUUGCAAGAAGAAGACUUCAAAGAACUGCAUAAUUCAAACAACCAAAAAAUUGAUGGUCUUGUAAAAAUAGUUGAGAAACUUGAACAUGACAUUUCAUUGAAGGAGGCAGAAAUGGCUAGAAAAGAGAGAGAACAUGAAAUUGAGGUAUCUAACAAUAGUGAAAAAGUAGAAACUUUGAUGUUAGAAGUAACAAAUAAGUCAUCGAAGCUAGCUGAAGUGGAAGAAAUUUUAAGAUCUGUAUGCUCAGAAAAAGCAGAAUUGUUAAAGAAAUUAUAUGACCUUGAGAAGCAACUGUCAGUUCUGAAACAAACUUCCAGCAAAAGUGAUGCUAUUGCUCAUUCAGAAUCAGUUGUCACUAAUGAUUCAAAAGACAAAAUUCAGGUAGAGUCACUCCUAUCAGAAAAUAAGGAUCUUGUUAACAAAUUAUUGGAAACUGAAGAGCAAUUAAAAGUUGUCAAGGGAGAGUUGGAGAAGACAGUGCAGAAACUACAGAGCAAAGAAGAAGAAUGCUCCAGAUUAGAUGCUGAAAUGGAAGACAUGGUUGAGUUUUACAAUAAGGAACGUAAAGAAAUGGGGGAAAUACUUUCUUCUCGCAGCCAGGACUUGCAGGGAGCAGAAGCCGAUAAGGAUCUUAUUAACAAAUUAUUAAAAACUGAAGAGCAAUUAAAAGUUGUCAAGAGAGAGUUGGAAAAGACAGUGCAGGAACUGCAGAGCAAAGAAGAUGAAUGCUCCAGAUUAGAUGCUGAAAUGGAAGACAUAGUUGAACAUUACAAUAAGGAAAGCAAACAAAUGGGGGAAACGCUUUUCUCUCGUAGUCAGGACUUGCAGAAGACAGAGGCAGAGUUGCAAGAAACCCGGGAGAAACUGAGUAAGUCACUAAUGACUAUGGACAUGUCAUCUUCUGAUGCUUCAGUAGCAGAUAGAAGUAUUCAUGAUGUAGUAAAAGCAUUGAGAGAAGAGUUGGCCCAUAAAGAACAAGAGUGUUUAGAGCUCAACAAAGAAAUGGAUGACAUUGUUGAACAUUAUAGAAAAGAAAUUCGUGAGAUUAAUGAAACCACCUGUUCAUGUAAGGAGGACCUACAGAAGGUGAAGUCUGAGUUGGAAAAGACAGUGCAGGAACUACAGAGCAAAGAAGAAGAAUGCUCCAGAUUAGAUGCUGAAAUGGAAGAUAUAGUUGAGCAUUACAAUAAGGAAAGCAAACAAAUGGGGGAAAUGCUUUUCUCUCGUAGUCAGGACUUGCAGAAGACAGAGGCAGAGUUGCAAGAAACCCGGGAGAAACUGAGUAAGUCACUAAUGACUAUGGAUAUGUCAUCUUCUGAUGCUUCAGUAGCAGAUAGAAGUAUUCAUGAUGUAGUAAAAGCAUUGAGAGAAGAGUUGGCCCAGAAAGAACAAGAGUGUUUAGAGCUCAACAAAGAAAUGGAUGACAUUGUUGAACAUUAUAAAAAAGAAAUUCAUGAGAUUAAUGAAACUACCUAUUCAUGUAAGGAGGACCUACAAAAGGUGAAGUUUGAGUUGAAAGAAAAUAAGGAAAAGGUGAGGAAGGCAGAACUGAUUUUGGAUGCUUCAUCAUGUGAUAGUUUGGUAGCAGACAAAAGUGUUCAUGGAGAUUGUAUAACACUCCAUAAAGAAAUGGUUGAUCAGGAAAAAGAUUUGAAUGAAAUAUCAGAAAAGCUUGAAAAAACGCAGAGUAGACUACACAGCUUGAACAUGACGAGAGAGAAUGUUGUUAGUAAGUCAUAUACCGAACACUCGGCACGCAAUGAUGUAACUAAUGAAGACCUACGACAACUUGAUCAACAGAAGGAUGUGUUGGAGGGGAAAAUUGUCUCUCUUAAGAAUGACUGUGCAAAACUCAAAGAAAGGUACAGUGAUCUGGAGAAGAAAUGUUUUGUUUUGGAGCAGAAUAAUAUUGCUUUACAAGAGGAAGUCAGGACUGGGAGCCUAGCUAAUGCUUCGUUAAUGGAGAAACAGAGAGAUCUUGAAAAACUCAAAGUGGUUUGGUCAGAAGAAAAAGAAAACUUAACUGCUCAGGUUAUCGAUUAUAAAAAAGAAAUAGGUAUUCUGAGGAAUUCAAUAUCAGAGCAGUCUGCAGGAGAACAAAUAGACACACUUUUGCAAAGGAUUAAAGUCCUUGAGAAAGAGUCAGAACUUAGUAAUAAGAAUUUUGAGAAUCUUGUAGAAGAAUGCUCUAGUUGGAAACUCAGGUAUACCGAACAGUUUAAGGAAUGUGAUAAACUUAAAGAGCAGAUUAGAGAUACAGAGGUUGAAAUGGAGAAGCAGCAGUUAGCGUUUAAGGAAAAAAUUGUAGAUCUGACCACUCGACUUAAUACAGUUUCAAAUAAGUCGUCCCUUGACUCUUCUAUGGGGAAGGAGGGUAAAAUUCUGUCACUGGAGCACCAUAGGGACCAGUUGCUGGAUGAGGUUGCGGUACUUACAGAAAAAAAUAAGCAAUUGGAAAAGUACCUGGAAGAUAUAAAAAAAUCCAGUGGUAUUGUCUCUUCUAACGAAGAGUUUGAUUUAGAGUUAUCUUUAAUCAAAAAGAAGUUGGAAGAAGCAGAAAAGGACCGAGACUUGUUGAAGAAGAAUUACAAUUACCUUGAACAGAAACAUGCUAAAUUACAAGAGCAGAAUGAACGAUUAGAAUCUGGAAGGCAGGCAUUAGCAGGAGUUGCAACCAGUAAUUGUACAUUGGAUCAGUUGCAGAGUGAAAAUGCACGCUUACUGAUGGAGAUUGCGUUGUUGAAGAAAACAGCUAUUAUGAAAUCAACAGAAACGGAAGCAGACACAGGUGCAAAGGAGCCUCUUGAAGAGCGCGUUGUGGAGCUGGAGCGGGAAAACAGCGAAUUACGUUUCAGAUUAAGGGCUCUCAAUGCUCCUGCUGAGAAGGAAGUCCAUACUCUUAAAGAUGAACUUUCAAAUGCCAAUGCUAAGGUAAACCACUUGAAAGCAGAGCUGCGCCGAAUCCAGAAUAGCAAUAACGUGGACUCAACAAUCUGUGAAAUAAGAGGAGGCCCUGUCUGUUCAAAGUUGUUUGACAAGGAGGAAGAGCCUUCAGGUGACAAAUUUGACUACAGCUCCAGGAGUGGCAUUGUAUCGGAGGUGCAGGUCAUGAUACUCCAGAACAAGCUGUACUGCCUUGAGAAAGAAAAGAAGACAUUUGAAAAUGAGUGUCGCAGUUUAGAGCAGCACAUCGACCAUUACAAGUCCAAAGCACAAGAGUGGAAAGACACUUGCCUGAAAGAACGUAGAACUGGGGAAAAACUCAAGAAAGAAGUUGAAUCUUGGCGUACCGAAGCUACCCGACUGAGAAAGGAGGUCGAGAAGUGCCAGAGUGAGAUCGAGAGACUGCAGUUUGAAAUUGGCAGUCAGAGACAGUUUAUUGAGAGGAUGGAAAACGAAAGGAAGGGAGCCACUCCUAAACCUGUGCCACUGAAGGAUCAGGUCAACGAUAACAGUACUACUGCAGAGAAAGCGGAAAGAACGUCUGACUCUGCCUCAUACACGCGCACACACGGAACUGCCAUUCCCAGUAAGACCCGUUUAGAGACCUUGCCUGUUGGUAGGACUCCAAGCAACCCACAGAGGGUAGUAGCAGAUAAAGAGCCCUUAUGGUACAGUGCAUAUAAGGAAAAUAAAGACUACUCAAAGUAUAAAUUGCCUCCAGGAUCAACUCAGAAAAAGAAAGAUGAAGACUGCAAAACUCAGUGACAGGAAAGUGUUUUAGUACAAAGUAGCUAUUAAGGUGCUUCAAAAACAGAAUGAACAGAAAAGACAUUUAGAGUUAUAUAUAUGGAUGAGACGAUUUAUUGAAUAAGAUAUUAAAAAUAGGAUUUUAUAGUGAUGGAUAUCUAUUGACUGAUUUCUCACUUUCAAACUAGUUUACAAAUAUGUGCUAAUUUUAGCGCCUGUGCUUAGGAGCUACAGUUGAGCAGAAUUUUUAAUAUACUUUUCAUUCUUGAUUAUCUGUCCUUUUAAACAAGUUUCAUGUUAUGACUAAUAUUUAGUUUUUCUAGUUUCUCAUCAUGUACCCUUAAUGAAUCUUGAGGAUUGUUUUAUUUUGUAAACGAUUAAGUUUUAUAAUAAAAUUUUUCCCAGAAAA
Molecule: messenger RNA, 10777 nt
Organism: Macrobrachium nipponense
Lineage: Eukaryota; Metazoa; Arthropoda; Malacostraca; Decapoda; Palaemonidae
Product: centromere-associated protein E-like
Biological process (GO): microtubule-based movement
Molecular function (GO): microtubule motor activity; microtubule binding; ATP binding
Source: RefSeq, a predicted model, not a curated record